Molecule: messenger RNA, 1029 nt
Organism: Chlorocebus sabaeus (green monkey)
Lineage: Eukaryota; Metazoa; Chordata; Mammalia; Primates; Cercopithecidae
Source: RefSeq, a predicted model, not a curated record
CCCAGUGCCCUGCGACGCGCCCACAGGUCGAAAGCUGCCCUGCGCCUGAAGUUCGAGGUGUGCAAGGAGCUGAGGGCCCACCUGGAGCUCCUGCCUGAGACAGGCUACAUCCAGGCACAGUCGUCCUACUCCGUGCAGCUCAAGUUCCUGCCUCGACACUCCCUCCCGGAGGAUGCGGGAAGGUAUUUCGACAAGGAGACGCGAGUCCUGGAAGCCCCGAUGACCAUAUGGGUGGCUGACCAGAACAAGCCAGUGGAAUUCACCGUGCACGCCAUUGUCACCACCUCGGACCUGGAGCUCAGUCCCUCGGAGGUGGAUUUUGGCUACUGCACCAUCUACGAGGCCAUCAGGACAGAAAUCAGCCUCCACAACCACUCGCUCCUGCCCCAGGAGUUUGGGUUUGUCAAGCUUCCCAAGGUACCUCCUGCGGCCAGGCCUGGGGCAAGAGGGGCGAGGCUGGGAAGCCCUGGGGACGGGAUGCAGCGGCCACUGCUCCAGGGUGCCCACGCGUGGGCGUGUGGCCCAACUUCCGUCUCUCAGCUGCACCCCUACGCCUGGAACUCCCCACCCUGCACACCAGCCCUGGGCGUGCAGCCCAACUUCUGCCUGUCAGCUGCACCCCUACCCUUGGUCCCAUGCACGUCCUGCCCUCCAGAUCCCGCUCUCUGCUCUUCCUUCUGGAACUUUCCCCUGCUGGGGCCACACAAGGUAGCUAGGACGAGGCCCAAGCCUGGGCACCCCUCACCUUUCCCUGGGCUGCCCUGCUACCAACACCACCGUCCUCACUCUCCCCCCGUCUCGCUCUCUCACACACACACACACACACACAUGCACAUGCUCACAAUCGCUCACGCACUCAUACACAUGUGCUCACACUCACACACUUGCUGACACUCAUUCACACUGCCACACUCACACACGAUCACACUAAUCUCUUAUGCUCAUUCACACUGACACUCGCUCACAAUCACACUCUCACACUCACACACGAUCACACUGAUCUCAUACUCAUUCACACUCACACUCAUU